Molecule: messenger RNA, 426 nt
Organism: Closterium sp. Yama58-4
Lineage: Eukaryota; Viridiplantae; Streptophyta; Zygnematophyceae; Desmidiales; Closteriaceae
Source: the annotation of a GenBank genome assembly
AUGAGAAGCGAACAGCCACAUUCUGAUGAGAGUCCUAUUCCGUUUUUUCAUCUCUUUGUCUCCCUCCAGGAACGGCGGGAGCACUACAGACGAUUGCUGCCGCCCGAGCCGGGAGCUGACGUGGCGGGUGAGGAGAGGGCAGUGGUGGCGGUGCGGCUGCCAUCGGGGGUGGUGUUUAAGCGGGAGUGGCAGAGAGCAGACACAGUGGGCGACAUUUAUAACUGGCUGCACACGCUCCCGCCAAAGAACCUCCCCCCCUUCCCCCUCUCGCGCGCGGCUCUAGCCACCACCUUUCCCCGCCGCCUGCUGCCCCUCUCCUCCUCUGCAGCCGUCUCCCUAGAGCAGGCGGACCUGUGCCCGCGAGCAGUGCUGGUGCUGGAAGAGCAAAUGAACGAGAGCGAGAUUGAGGGGCCUAGGGAUGUGUAG